Molecule: messenger RNA, 3270 nt
Organism: Zootermopsis nevadensis
Lineage: Eukaryota; Metazoa; Arthropoda; Insecta; Blattodea; Termopsidae
Source: RefSeq, a predicted model, not a curated record
AACAGAAAUAACAAACGAUAAAAGUAUGAGUCGAUUUGUGAAUGAGUUCUGUGAUUGGAGUGGCGCGCUUGUUGCUAGAGGUCAGUAGCUCCUGGCACCAGCCAACGUGCAGCAGCUCGUACGUCGUCAAAGCGGUGCAGGCCCCACUCGUGAAGUACAACUUCAUCCUCGAGCGCCAAGAGGGGAUCGCCCCAUCCAGCGGAACAGAGGCGACACUCACCACCCUCCAGAUCGUCGACUACGAGGAAGAGGACGAUGAACGCGAAGAACCUGAUGACAGGAGGAAUGAUGAUAGAGGAGGAACUACUGAUGGUAACCCAGGGGAAGAGGACACUGCCCAACUACCCCAUACAGAACCUGCCACCACCACUUCCACACUCUCAACAACUACCCCUUCAACCACCACGCCUUCGACUACCACGCCCUCGACUACCACGCCCUCGACCACUACUCCCUCGACUACCACGCCCUCGACCACUACGCCUUCGACCACCACGCCCUCGACUACCACGCCCAAGCCUCGUUCUACCACACAGAUACCCAAGAUAACGACAGUGAUUCCAAGGGAUUCAGGCUCAGAAGAAGUGGGCACGCCUUGCACUUUCGGGACGUACCCAAACAUGAACACCUGCGGAUGGACGAACAGCGAAGACGCAGCCCUGGUCUGGCAGACAGGAAGUGGACAGACAAGCAACUGGCUGGGUGGCCCCACCAACGACUUCAGCUCUGAUGACUCGAGCGGAGGCUACAUUUUUGUGGAGACAUCAGAGGUGACGCUGCCUGGGGAGAGAAACUUGCAUCCAGGGGCCAUUCUGCAGAGCGUUCCCCUUCGUGGCACUGGUCCAGAGGGAUCCUGCGUAACAUUUGCGUACGUGAUGGAUGGGCUGAGCUCCGCAGAGCUGCGUGCCCUUCUCAAAUCGGAGGCUUCGAGUGGCCACACUGUCGUGUGGCAGGCGGAGUAUCACACGCAGGGGGUGUGGGUUGCCACACAGUUCCUUUACACAUGUGAGGUGCCUCACAAGAUCAUGUUUGAGGGCAUUCCAGUGGACGUGAGUGACCCCUCUCGUCUGUACCGAGGGUUCAUUGCCGUCGACAACAUCCAACAGAGCCCUGGAAGCUACUGCAGAGGUUUCUGCACAUUUUCUGCAGGGUUCUGUGACUGGGGUAAUGGGCAGGGAGAUGACUUUGACUGGGCUCUCAGUCGUGGAAGUCGAAACCCGAUGACUGGUCCAGCCUCAGACAGUUCUCUGCACAAAAGUGGCGGAGGGGGCUACGCCUUUAUCGACUCCAGCUUUCCCAGAAGGCCGGGAGACAUUGCACUUCUGAGCAGCCCAGUGUUCUCCCCAACGGGGCUGAAUGCACCACGGUGUAUGAGGUUCUGGUUCCACAUGUUUGGACCAGUGGUUGGGACCCUGCGUGUCCUGCUGAUGGCCCACAAUUUAAAUGCUCCAUCCCUGCGCGAGGCCUGGAGCCUGUCUGGUAGCGCAGGCAAUGCCUGGUUCAUGGCCCAGCUCACUAUUUCAUCAGUAUAUGACUUCCAGGUUGUUCUAGAAGCUUCUGUAGGCAACAUGGGCAUGAGUGACAUUGCAGUGGAUGACGUGACAUUCGCACAGGGUCCUUGUCCAGUUGCCCCACAGGUAGCAGCACCUACAGCUGGGGACUGCACAUUUGAAGUCGAUGAGUGUGGCUGGGUUAACAGUCAGGUGGUGAAGGGCCUUGACAAAAUACAUUGGCAGAGAACACCCAUUAGAACACAGAACACUCGCUUCCAGCGUAGGCCCUCUGGGAGUAUCCAAACUGGCGGCAAUCAAAAUGAAUACUACCUGAAUCUUGGAAAGAAGUUGUUGCAGCCAACUGGGAGUGCCGCUCGGCUGAUAUCUCUGGAAUUCCCAGGAUCUGAGGAGCCACAGUGUCUCUGUUUUUGGUACUUCAUGCAUGAGCCCUUCAUAGACUUAGGCGGACCGAGCCUUGGAGUUCUUCGCAUCCUGUUGCUGGUUGGAAAGGGCCACACGUCUGUACCCAUCUGGCAGCUCACAAAUAACCAGGGCCCUACUUGGAACUAUGGCCAGGUUCCUAUCAAAGAAAACAGUAGCUACAAGGUGGUAUUUGAGGGGAUGUGGGGCCCAAACAGAGCCAAUGGUGCCAUUUCUAUUGAUGAUAUUUCCUUUCAUGAGGGACACUGCAACAUGAGACCCCACCAUGCAACAGUACGCCCAGAGGACUGCUCCUUUGAGCGUGGAAUCUGUGGCUGGCGCAAUGCGACACUGUCAGACUCUGGCGAGCAACUCAUGUCGUGGCAGGUCGCCUUCGACAUGCACCGCCCAGCAGAGCUCCCCGAUAAAACUUUUGGUACAUCAGGUGAGGUUACUGGUGCGGAGGUACGUCCUCUCUGCGUGCCACAGCCUUGCCUCAGAGCUGAGGGCUACAUCUUCUUUGACAUCUUCACAACCAACCAGCAGCAGAGAGAAGUCAGGAUGUUGUCCCCGGUCAUGGAUGGCGAGGGCUAUGACGAUUUGUGCUUCACUUUUUGGUAUGCUGCCUUUGGGGCCGGUGACACCACACGGCUUCACGUGUUCAAGGCGGACCCUGGCAGUUCGGCAGGCCAGAUGGUAACCUUAUUGUGGAAGAUGACAGCAGAUGGGUAUGAUUCAUCACAUCCAACCUGGACACCUGCCCAGUUUACUGUAGAUGCAAGAUCACCAUUUGUAAUCAUGUUGAAAGGUCGGGCAAGCAAUGGAGGAUUUGCUGUUGAUGAUAUUAAGACAUUCCCUGGGACUUGUAAAACUCGACCUGCACAAGCUGAACCUGUGGAAUAAAACUGGACUGAAGAUGAAUUUGCUAUUUAUGCAUUUCUUAAUUUAUUCCUCGAUGUAUUGUAAACAAAUCUGUGCAGCGUUAACGUAAGCCUAUAUAUAUAUAUUUUUUUUUUUUUUUGCAGAAUGCCAACUCAUGAGUAGGCCAAUAUCUCAAUAACCCUUUAUUAUUCUUAAAAUUUAAGUCUUCCCUUGUUGCCCUAAAAUACAGUUUUGACUCCUUAAAUACUACAAGAGAAAUUUAUUGUACUUAACAAAGAAACACACACAGCCUUAUAUGUUUCAUAAAUAUUUACCUGAAUUAUCAAAAGCACAGUAACUUUACAGCCCACUGUAAUCUAAAUGUUGUGUGCAUGAAAUUUCUGGUUGAAUGAACUGGAUAUUGGGAGUUAUGUUAUAGUACCUGUAAUAUUCAUCAUAAAAUAAAUUCAGAGGAAUGGAGCGUGUCAACCAUAAA